This is a messenger RNA of Effrenium voratum, 1227 nucleotides long. The record is from the annotation of a GenBank genome assembly. Lineage: Eukaryota; Dinophyceae; Suessiales; Symbiodiniaceae.
CCCUGUAGAUCUGUUUGCCAUUCAGCAUGACAUGCUUAGCCAUGUCGGAUUGAAAUGCCUAACAUUGAGGUCAUUGUAGCAGACCAAGCCACUCAGAGAUUGCUGCAAGGUCAUGGGAAGCUACAAGAGGUUGAGGUAUCGCCGUUGGAGGUCAACUUUUCCCAGCAUGUGAUAUAUCCAUUAUUCUCUGAUGGCACGUCCGUGGACGAGACCGUGAGGGAGGUGGUUGCCAUUGAGGAGGAGAAUGACACGAGUGAGGUCUCGUAUUGGCUCAAGACGCCUUUUCCUCAAAUUCAGGCGGUCAGAUGGUGUCCGAAGCUUCGGGACGGGGAGGGAAAGCCCGUCUUGGACGAGAACGGAGAAGAGCGGCGGGGUGUCGAGGGCCUCUUCGCUCUGAACAACCGCCGGCUGUACGUGUUGCAGCGCGCAGCGGUCUACCACUAUCCCAGGAAAUGCAAGGUCCGCAUCGAGGUGGUGACUGAACGCUGGGAGGUUUUGCACCAUUUGAAGAAGUUCCGCACGCGCACUAACGGCCUCUCCAUUUUCGUCUCCGAAUGGUCCGCUCGGAGACAUCCUCGGAACCUUUGGCAGUGCAGCCGAGAGCCGAGGCAUGGGACGGGACGAGACAACACCAAGCACUUCGACGUGCUCCGCGUGUGGGACUGGAGGUCUGCGGUAGCCAAACUGGAGGAAGGUGGUCCGGAGCACGAGCAGGCGGCCGAAUCGGGGAGCUGCGCCUGCUGGGAAUAUCUGGAUCCCAAGGGACUCUGCCGAGGGCCGUACAGCAAUUGGCAGAUGCAGCAGUGGUGGGAGCAUGGGAUGCUGCCGCGUGAGCUGCGGAUCCGGGCCUUCCAACCAAAACGAGGCGAAGAUGAAGGCUUGGAAGGGGAGGAGGACUUCAGGCCAGUCCUGGAGGUCUUCGAAGAUGCCCCAAGCCCCUUUGCGCCAGGUUGGUCGCCCGAACUGACCGCGGCGGAGGGCGUGUGGAACCGCUGCGCGCAGUGCCACCGCAAGAGGUUGGACGGUUGGAGUGCGCGGGGUCAGUGGUACUGCUCCAAUUGCUGGCGCAAGUGGGGAGCUUGAGUUCGCGCGGCAAAACAGGAGCGAUUGGAAUGGAGUGUACGUGUUAGCAUUCGUUGCCUUUUUGGCGUGCGUGGCCUAAUAGGCAGCCGCUUGUUCGUGUAGUCACAGGAGUAGCCGGCCUGCGAAACCAACCCUAAACCAACC